AUGUCGCAUGGCGUGGCAUUUCCUUUGGCUUUCUUGGGGCCUUUCUUAGGGCCUUUCAUCAUCUUCAUGGGCCAUUUCGCCUAUUUGUUGCCCUUUUACUUCACGUUGAAUGCUUUGAUUUUGGGAAAUCGUCAGGAAGCCGAGUGGAUCAUGCGUAGUGCUCUCCUGAAGUCCAUGGUCAUUUCAGGAGUGGCAGAAAUCUUCUGGUCUACUCUCUGUUGGCAACUGAGCCACCGAAGUUGUGGCAUUUUGACGCUGGCAGCUGCGUUUCUCCAAUCUCUGCAGAUGUUUUGUGCUUUCUUUGGCCCCUACGAUGCGUUGGGUGCCUUCGCAUUGCAAUGUGCCACUCAGCUUCUGAUGAUUCCAGUGGCUCAGAUUGGAGCCCAACAUACUUUGAAGCAGGGAAUCAGCCCUGCACGCUACAAGAUCAUCGCAUGGCUUCUCAGUGUGGUGCUGGCCAUUGUGCUCCUACUCUUUCCAAACCUGGUAUGUUUCUGGCUGGUGCUUCCCUGUGUCGUGUUGCCCUAUACAAUGCUGGGCAUCCUGUUGACUGCCCGGAGCUUUCCAACGGCCACCAAGCCGCAAUCGGCAUCCAAGACAUCCAGCGGUGCUUCAAACGGCGUUUCCGCCGUGUCGGCCACAGCUGCUGCGGGCUUUGGAGUUUUGGGUCUGCUGAGUGGAACGAUUGGUGAAGCCUUGACGGACUCAGCGACCACCCUGGCGCUUCGAAGUGAAUUGAAAGCUGGAAACAGCGAGUUGGCCUUGGCCAAUCACGUCACUGUCCUGUCUUCCAUGUCUUUGGCAUUCUGGACGCAAUCCAAAUCCGAAAGAAGUACUCAGAAACAGGUGCUGUGCAUGUUGCUUUGGGCUGGAUGCCAAGUCUUUCGAAUUGCUGCCCUUCCAUAUCUCGGCAAGCAAGACACUGGACAAAGUCGUUUCGUGGCCUUGGCAGCCAUGGUCUUUCUGGACAAAUACACAGGUCCCUUGGGAUCUGCAUCUUUGGACUCCGCGUUGCUUGCAGUUUUGUACCACGGAAGAUGCAACAAAGGUCUUCCAGAGACUGUUCUGUGGACGAUGAGGACAGCUGUUGCGAGGAUGGAGCGGCCGAUUUGUCAGCUGAUCAUGCUGCAUGCAUCUCUGGACGUCGAGACUUUGUCGCUGAUUUUCACCUUCAUGACUUCGGUGGGAGUGCUGGCAGUGCUCCAAUUAUAUGACGGAAGAACCAAAGUGGAUUGA
Molecule: messenger RNA, 1236 nt
Organism: Cladocopium goreaui
Lineage: Eukaryota; Dinophyceae; Suessiales; Symbiodiniaceae
Source: the annotation of a GenBank genome assembly